Messenger RNA from Jaculus jaculus (lesser Egyptian jerboa), 2059 nucleotides. It is a transcript of the gene Nherf2, whose product is annotated as SLC9A3 regulator 2. Bases 1 to 1014 code for a protein of 337 amino acids. Gene Ontology annotation, biological process: protein localization to plasma membrane. Gene Ontology annotation, cellular component: apical plasma membrane. Lineage: Eukaryota; Metazoa; Chordata; Mammalia; Rodentia; Dipodidae. The record is from RefSeq and is a predicted model, not a curated record. Gene Ontology annotation, molecular function: signaling receptor binding; protein-membrane adaptor activity. The transcript has 7 exons.
AUGGCCGCGCCGGAGCCGCUGCGGCCGCGCUUGUGCGUCCUGGUGCGCGGCGAGCAGGGCUACGGCUUCCACCUGCACGGCGAGAAGGGCCGCCGCGGGCAGUUCAUCCGGCGCGUGGAGCCCGGCUCUCCCGCCGAGGCGGCCGCGCUGCGCGCCGGGGACCGCUUGGUCGAGGUCAACGGCGUCAACGUGGAGGGCGAGACGCACCACCAGGUAGUACAACGGAUUAAGGCUGUGGAGGGGCAGACUCGACUGCUGGUGGUGGAUAAGGAGACAGAUGAGGAGCUCCGCAGGCGGCAGCUGACCUGCACCGAGGAGAUGGCCCAGCGAGGGCUUCCACCAGCCCACGACCCCUGGGAGCCAAAGCCUGACUGGGCACGCUCGGGCAGCCUUGGCUCCAACUCUGGACAGAAGGAUAUCAAUGGGCCCCCAAGAGAGCUACGCCCUCGCCUCUGCCACCUGCGAAAGGGACCCCAGGGCUAUGGAUUUAACCUACACAGUGACAAGUCCCGGCCUGGCCAGUAUAUCCGCUCCGUGGACCCGGGCUCACCUGCCUCCCACUCGGGCCUCCGUGCUCAGGACCGGCUCAUCCAGGUGAAUGGGCAGAACGUGGAGGGGCUGCGCCAUGCUGAGGUUGUUGCCAGGAUCAAGGCACGGGAAGAUGAGGCCCGGCUGCUGGUGGUGGACCCCGAGACUGAUGAGCACUUCAAGCGGUUGCGGGUGACACCCACUGAGGAGCAUGUGGAAGGUCCACUGCCUUUACCAGUCACCAAUGGGACCAGCCCUGCCCAGCUCAAUGGUGGCUCAGUAUGCUCAUCCCGAAGUGACCUACCAGGUUCAGACAAGGACACUGAGGAUGGCAGCACCUGGAAACGAGAUCCCUUCCAUGAGAGCGGCCUCCACCUGAGUCCCACUGCAGCUGAAGCCAAGGAGAAGGCCCGAGCCACCCGGGUCAAUAAACGGGCACCGCAGAUGGACUGGAACCGGAAGCGCGAGAUCUUCAGUAACUUCUGAGCCCCUUCCUGCCUGUCUUGGGGGGAGGGCAGGCCUCUCCAUGCACGAACCUUGGGCCUACCUAGAGCUCCCCACGCCUCAGUGGACUGGAGAGUGGAGUCUCAGCCACCUAGAAACCGACUUGUGCCCCAUAAGCCCGUCUUGCCCCCUGCCAACUGGGUACUGGGGCCAUUGCAGCAAGAGGCAGGGGUGGGGGGGGGAGAGAGAGAGAGAGAGAGAAAGAGAGAGAGAGAGAGAGAGACACCUAGAGAUGCUAGAGAAAGAGAGACAGACAAAACAGAUACAAAGAGAUGGUGAGAGAGAGAGGGAAAAACUGUGUGUGUGUCCUACAAGGGCCUUUGCUGCUCUGUCCCGGGCCUGCUGAAUGAAAGGAAUUUGUUUUUGCUUUUUUUUUUCCCCCAAAAAGAUCUCUAGUCCACACGUGUUUCCAGUUAAUGCCGGAGCCCCCCUCCCCCAGCCCCUCGGGACACACUCUCUAAAUAAUUGCAAUAAACCUUUCUCUGCAACCCCACUCCCCCCUCUGCAGCGCCAUCCUGAGCAUUCUCCCGGGACUUCAGGGACCUCCAGGCUCAUGCAGGCUUGUGGCUAGGGCUGGGGAGGCCGGCUGCCCCUGUAGGAGCUGCCCUCCUGCCCCAUCCCUGGCGGGGGAUGGUCCCCAGGCCAGGCCUCUGCUCCCUGCUCAGCUGUGCCUGUGCUGGUCCCACCCUGCCAGGGUCUGGACUGUGGAGUCAGGGCUUUCCAAAGGCCUGAGGAUGGAGGCCCUGUAACUCCAAGGGUGGCCUCUGGAUAUAGGCCUCUUGUCCUGUACCACAGCUCCAAGACCUGGAGAUUGUGGGUAUGUGGGAGCCACCCCCAGAAAGGACCCUGGGCUCUUGGGCCUAACCCCUGCCUUACGCCUACCUGGCGCCCACCUUCAUGGACAGACAUGCUGUCAACUGCUCUUUCCUCAGUGCUCCAAACCCCCAGACCAAAUGACCGGCACUGCUAUCUGCCUCAUAAGCCAUAGCGCAUGUGCGCCCUUGGAAUAAACAGGCCUUGCAUUGGA